Molecule: messenger RNA, 327 nt
Organism: Ambispora gerdemannii
Lineage: Eukaryota; Fungi; Glomeromycota; Glomeromycetes; Archaeosporales; Ambisporaceae
Source: the annotation of a GenBank genome assembly
AUGAAUCUCCAAUCCUUUGUCGUGUUUCUGACUGCCAGUUUGGCUUUUGUAAAUUAUGCUCAAGCGUGCACCAUUUUUUACAAUGGUGCUUUUAGACAUCAAACUGGUGAUAAGGGAGGUGGAUGUUUUGGUACCGACCCGUCUGACAAUAUAACUUCAAUUUCGACCGAUCCUCCUACUGCUUGCUACGUUCUUUACACUGACUGGGCUUGCAAAGGAACGCAACUUACAAAUAGUACAAAUGGUACACAAUUCUGCGAUGGCAACAGUUUUCCGAAAGGCAUAAAAUUCUCAUCAGUCCGAUUAACGUGCCCACCCGGAACAUAA